This is a messenger RNA of Hirsutella rhossiliensis, 1230 nucleotides long. RefSeq names its product choline/ethanolamine kinase domain-containing protein. NCBI's taxonomy places the organism in Eukaryota, Fungi, Ascomycota, Sordariomycetes, Hypocreales, Ophiocordycipitaceae. The record is from RefSeq and is a predicted model, not a curated record. Gene Ontology annotation, molecular function: choline kinase activity; ethanolamine kinase activity. Bases 1 to 1230 code for a protein of 409 amino acids. Gene Ontology annotation, biological process: phosphatidylethanolamine biosynthetic process; phosphatidylcholine biosynthetic process. Gene Ontology annotation, cellular component: cytoplasm. The transcript has 2 exons.
AUGUCGCCCGCAAUCGCAGUGGCCAACGGCGAGCACAGCCAUGUUCGCUUCAUCCCCCUGAGCUAUGACCAAGCCAACUCGAGGGACUCAGCCCUCAGACUCCUCCUCACUCUUGUGCCUCAGUGGACAAUGGACGAGCCUCACAUCGAGUUCGCCCGCUUCACCGAUGGCAUCACAAACACCCUGCUCAAGGCCGAGAACCGACGGCCCGGCCUUUCCCAGACGGACAUUGACCGUGAAGCCAUCCUGCUCCGUGCCUACGGCAACGGCAGCGAUGUGCUUAUUGAUCGCGAGCGCGAAGCUGCCAACCAUGAGCUCCUCAUGAAACACGGUCUGGCCCCCCAACUGCUGGCCCGCUUCGCCAACGGAAUGCUCUAUCGUUUUGUGCCUGGCGAGGUGGCUCAGCCCAAGGACCUCGCCAAUCCCGAGAUCCUGACUGCCGUGGCCAGGCACCUGGCGCAGUGGCAUGCCAUCGUCCCCUGCCUGUCGGACGCGGCCAUCCGGGGCGACGAGACAAGCAACGGCUCCACCCACAUGAGCGGCGACAAGGCCAAGAUUGCGAACGCUGCGCCAGGAAAGCCGUUUCCAAACGUAUGGACGACGAUGCAGAAAUGGAUUUUGGCGCUGCCCACCGAGACGGCAACCUUGCGCGAACGGCGGGACUCGUUGCAGAGAGAGCUCGAUGAGAUGAUCCAGAACCUCAGUCAGCGGGCUGGCUUUGGCCCCAACGGGCUGGUAUUCGCCCAUUGUGACCUGCUCAGCGCCAAUGUCAUCAUUCACCGGGAUGAAGGCGCUGCGACAUCCGUCAGCUUCAUCGACUACGAAUACGGCACGCCGUCUCCCGUUGCCUUUGACGUGGCCAACCACUUUGCAGAAUGGGCCGGUUACGAUUGUGACUACUCAGCAGUCCCGACGCAGGCGCAGCGACAGGUCUUUAUCCGUGAAUACAUCAAGUCGUACGCUGGACUCUCGGGUGUCGCAAUGGACGAGGAAAAGGAGACGCGGAAACUCAUGCACGAGGUGGAUGUGUUUCGUGGGGUUCCUGGCUUCUACUGGGGCAUCUGGUCUCUGAUUCAAGCCACGAUUUCGCACAUCAACUUCGACUACGCCACGUACGCCGAGAAGCGGCUCGGCGAACACUGGGCCUACAAGGCAGAAGAGGACGGCAGCCGUGAGGCAGCGGGCAAGGAUAUGCCGCUGAGAGAAAGGACGUGGGCACGCCGUGGCUGA